This is a messenger RNA of Phoenix dactylifera (date palm), 1386 nucleotides long. The record is from RefSeq and is a predicted model, not a curated record. Lineage: Eukaryota; Viridiplantae; Streptophyta; Magnoliopsida; Arecales; Arecaceae.
CAUGCGGGGCAACUAAAACUCUUGAAGUCUUCAGUCUUGGUGGUUGGAGCAGGAGGGUUGGGGUCACCCGUAGCUCCGUAUCUUGCUUCUUGUGGUGUUGGUUGCCUAGGAAUAGUUGAUGAUGAUAUGGUUGAGCUUAACAAUCUACAUCGGCAGAUCAUCCAUGCGGAAGCAUAUGUUGGGAAGUCAAAAGUGAAGUCAGCUGCUGCUGCAUGUCGUGCGGUUAAUUCUUCUAUCAAGUUGGUGGAACACCAAGAAGCUUUGCAAGCAGCGAAUGCUUUAGAUAUUGUGAGCAAAUACGAUGCAGUGGUAGAUGCAACAGAUAAUCUCCCAAGUCGUUACAUGAUCAGCGAUUGCUGUGUUCUGCUGGGAAUGCCUUUGAUAUCCGGUGCAGCACUUGGCUUGGAAGGGCAGCUUACUGUCUAUCAUCAUAAUGGAGGUCCAUGUUACAGAUGUCUUUUUCCAACACCACCACCGACAACAGCAUGUCAAAGAUGUUCUGAUAGUGGUGUUCUUGGGGUAGUUCCUGGUGUGAUUGGUUGUCUCCAAGCUCUAGAGGCUAUAAAGGUUGCUACUGCAGUUGGUGAACCCCUCUCUGGGAGGAUGCUUCUUUUCGGUGCACUGUCUUCUCGAAUUCGGAUUUUCAAGAUGCGUGGAAGAUCAUCACAUUGUGUUGUUUGUGGAGAAAAUGCAGUCAAGCCCAAGCUGAACCUGGUUCCAGAGAGUGCCCGGAUUAGCAGUAAAGACUACAAGGAAUUAUUUGAUAAGCGUGAGCCGCACGAACUGGUUGAUGUACGGCCAGCACAUCACUUCAAAAUUGCUGCAAUUCCUGGGUCUGUGAACAUCCCACUAUCCAUCUUGGAAGGUAAGCUGUCGACAAUUGAUUUAGCUCUAGAAGAAGCAGGACAGGUUUCAGGCAAACAUGCCUCCUUGUACGUAGUCUGCAGAAGAGGCAACGAUUCUCAGAGGGCUGUACAGUACCUAAACAGUAAUGGUUUCCCUUUGGUUAAGGAUAUAAUUGGGGGGUUGGAGUCUUGGGAACAAGAUGUUGAUCGAACGUUUCCUAUUUACUAGGCAGCUACUGCUACUGUAUCAGUCUCUCUAUUCCAUGAGUAUUUAUUCUGCGUUGAUUUGUGGCUAUGGAUGGAGAUGAUAUCAUGGAUGGGUUCAUGAAGAUCUCAAAUUCAUACACAGGCUAAGACAUUCUGCAUAAAUUUUGCAGGUGGAUUAAAAGUGCCUUCUUUUUGUCGAGAUAAAACAAAUAUCUGUACUCAACAUGUGUAUUACUGCAAGCAACAAUUCCAAAAAUCAACCAAAGUUGUGAAUAAUAUAUAUUUUGUUUACAGGCAGUAAAAUCUAUCACCAGUCUCCAAGUAUUGUUCUAAA